CCCAAAAUCAAGUUUGAGACAAUGAUCAUAGACAACUGCUGCAUGCAACUGGUGCAGAAUCCUUACCAGUUUGAUGUGCUAGUGAUGCCCAAUCUCUAUGGGAACAUUAUCGACAGUCUGGCUGCUGGUUUGGUUGGGGGAGCUGGUGUGGUCCCUGGUGAGAGCUACAGUGCAGAGUACGCAGUCUUUGAGACGGGAGCCUGGCACCCAUUUGCCCAGGCAGUGGGCAGGAACAUUGCCAACCCCACAGCCAUGCUGCUCUCUGCUUCCAACAUGCUGUGGCUUUUGAAUCUCAAGUAUCAUUCCAACAUGAUUGUGGAUGCGGUGAAGAAGGUGAUCAAAGUUGGCAAGGUUCGAACUUCUGAUAUGGGUGGCUAUGCCACCUGCCAGGACUUCACUGAGGCGGUCAUUGGUGCUCUGCCUCAACCAUAGGUCCCACCCAUAACCAUGUAAGGUGUUCAAUAAAAACACAUUAUUGACUCUUGGAAAAAAA
Mustela lutreola (European mink) is the source of this 493-nucleotide messenger RNA. Its product is annotated as isocitrate dehydrogenase [NAD] subunit beta, mitochondrial-like. The transcript has 2 exons. The coding region runs from base 22 to 432 and encodes 136 amino acids. Lineage: Eukaryota; Metazoa; Chordata; Mammalia; Carnivora; Mustelidae. Gene Ontology annotation, biological process: isocitrate metabolic process; tricarboxylic acid cycle. Gene Ontology annotation, cellular component: mitochondrion. The record is from RefSeq and is a predicted model, not a curated record.